AUGCGCCCUGCAUCCAGCACGCCUACGGCGCUCAUCCUAAUUGACAUUCAAGAGGGCUUCAAGCAUCCUACCCACUGGGGACAGUCACGUAGCACGCCAAAAUUCGAAUCUAAUGUCGAGACGCUUCUGGCCACUGCGCGCAGAUACAACGAUGCGGCCAAGGCAUCCCCGGCUUUACAAAAGACUUCGGUUCUUGUGCUUCAUGUCCACCAUCAAUCCCUAUCACCCACAUCAGUCCUCCACCCGUCACACUAUCUCGAAGGCUCAUCAACACCGUCUACAACGCCUCUGCCGUUCGUAGCGCCCCUCGACCAAGAACUCGUAUUUAAGAAGCAGUUCAACAGCGCUUUCAUCGGCACUGCGCUCGAGGCGACACUCAAGUCCGCCGGUAUCCGGCAACUCGUAGUCGUCGGGUUAACAACAGACCACUGCGUGAGCACCACGACGCGAAUGGCGGCCAACCUUCAAGUUCUAGGCGACGAUGGAGGGCCAGAUGGCAACGGACAUGAUGUACAAGGCAUACUAGUAGUACGGGAUGCGGUUGCCACAUACGAAAAGGGUGGGUUUGACGCCGAAACUGUGCAUGCUGUCAACCUGGCUAGCCUGGAUGGAGAGUUUGCGAAAGUUGUAAGCACCGACGAGGUUUUGACGAGUGUGUUGAAUAUGUUCGCCAAGUUCAAGGUUCCGUACCUGCGUGGCCCAGGAACCACCGGCCCCACCACGGGAGUUCCUAUCGAUAAGCCUCAGCGGACAGCCGGUAGACGCGCCGCUUCGACCAAGGCCACCAAGGCCGUCUUCGCCCAAUCCAUUUUCAAAGAGACGACCCCGACAGCGUCAGCGCUGGCCCAGACGGGUAUCUGGACGACAAAGCCACGGGCAAAGAAGGGAGAAACAGUUAAAAAUGUCGCGGCUCAAUCCAAGACAAAGAAAAAGGUUAAAGGGGACAAGUCGCGUGUCAACAUUGUGGACGAGAAGCUAUGUGGGCCUACACUCGAAAGACAUGUGGGCUGCGACUUGGUCGACAUCAACCCGGGUGCCGGCGUCUGGAGCCGCAAGCUCCAAGAGGUGCUUCAACCGCGCUCCCACAUCCUCAUGGAACCCGACGAAGACCUGUACCGACCCUUCCUUGAACCGUUACUCGCCCAUUCAAAUACGCAAGUGAAAGCCCAGUCUGGAAUCCUUUGGAAUGAGCUCAACGAGGUGCUCGGCCACAUCCAGAACCAGACCCCUCGGCCAAGGGGCUCUGGUAUCGAGCCUACGCGCAACGACACACUCCUCGUGACGGCGAACCUCUCUUUCUACCCCAAGAAGCGUUACCGCAACUUCGAUUCCGUCGCAUCACUCGUGCUCUUCCAGCUCAUUAGCAGCAUCCGCACCGGCGCGCUUUUUCAAAAAUACGGCCUCGUACGCAUGCUGGUGUGGACUAAUAACGACGAUCAGCGCUCGUUCCUGGCAAGGAACCUGCAAGGCCGGCGCAAGUCGGCGCUUGAGGCCGAGUUCGCGUGCGAAUGGCUCGGCGUGGUCGCCGGCAAGGAAGCGCACGCGAACUCGGACUCCAAGAGAGAGGCCUGGCACGUUCGCGAUCGGUGGAUCGACGUUGAUAGCACGAAGGACACGCUGGCGAGGAUGAGAAAGAAUGGAUUUGAGAUGCCGGAAGGACGAAAACUGGAUUCUACAAAGCAGGCUGAACAAGGCGCCAUCAGCACUGGGCGUCACGCAGGCGAGCAAACGCCGUAUCUCAGCCGGCCGUACAUGGCGGAGCUCAAGGAGCUGGAAGGAGAGUUGGCGGCCGGCACACUCGAGACGUCGAAUACGUCAAAGCCCUGGAAACGCCUUAAAUUUCUGCGGCACCAAGUGAAAUCCCACGAAGAGGAUGCCGAAAACAACAAAAAUCUUGUGGCGGAGAUGUACGAGCUCAACCGGCUGCGCAUGACCAAGGCCAUCUCGGACGCGGAACUGGACGAGCGCGAGCGGGCGUGGGACGCCAAGGUCUCGGCGCUGGGCAAGAACUUUCUCAUCGACUUCCGUAUUAUCCGUGACAACUUGCAUGUCUUUCGGCAGGACCCGCCGGUGAUGCUUUGGGACCGGCGUCCCUACGAGCCGCUCGCCGUCAAGCCGGCAGAGUUCUUUCCCAAUGUCGAGUGCUGCCUGCUGGACAUCCAGCCAAAGGCCAUGCACCCUCUGCUCCGGCAGUCCGGGCCGGGCACGUCGAGAGCGGGCGACAUGUUUGAACUGUUCCGGGGGUCGAUGCUGGCUCAGGGCCUGGAGCCCGUCAGUAAGUCUCUCGAGCGCAUCUGGCCCGGGGCUUCGGAGGGCAUCCUGCCAAACUGCCCCAGCCUGCGGGACCCGGCGCAGGGCGGGCUGGCUGGCAAGGGGCAUGGGGAGCUCUGCUCCAGGGUCCUGAAUGAAACGCAAUGGACUGAGUUGCUGGAGGCGUUCAUGGCGUGGCCAUUUCGGCCAUCGUACGAGGAGAUGAUUGGGCGGCUGGCGGACGACAUCGAGCCCGCGGAUGACGAUAACGGCGGCGGCAGCAGCAUGUCGACGGAUGCGGCACUGUCGUAA
Colletotrichum orchidophilum is the source of this 2562-nucleotide messenger RNA. RefSeq lists its product as uncharacterized. The record is from RefSeq and is a predicted model, not a curated record. The coding region runs from base 1 to 2562 and encodes 853 amino acids. Lineage: Eukaryota; Fungi; Ascomycota; Sordariomycetes; Glomerellales; Glomerellaceae. The transcript has 4 exons.